AAAAAGGCGGGAAGGGCAUUUGGCCUCGUGCUGCGGACGCGACAGGCGAGAAAAAGGCGGGAAGGACAUUUGGCCUCCCGCUGCACGGGCGACAGGCGGGAAGGGCAUUUGGCCUGGGGCUGCGGACAUGCCACAUGCAGAAAGGCGGGCAAGGCGGCGAGGCUCGCGCUAUAGCCGCGACAGGCGAAAAAAAGGCGGGCAGCGCACAGCUGUUGGUCACGCGCCGCGGCGGUUAGAACGCUGCGGGCGGGGGCGGGGCUGCGAGGGGCGCUCGAGCGCCGUGCCCCGCCCCCUCUCCUUGGCAGGGAGCCAGGCUGGCGCGGGACGGGGCUGCGCUUGACCAUGCAGGGGGGCGGCUGGGGGCUGAGCCCUGCGCUCUGCAGCGCCGCUCUCCUGCCGCUGGGGGUUUUGCUGAACGCCUUGUUUGCUCUGACCCAAGUGGAAGCUGCAAUUGAUGAAGAACAAUAUUCUGUUAAAGUAAUUAAAAAGAAUUAUAUUUAUGGCAACAUCAAACAUCAAGUGAACAUUUAUGUUAAAGUGUAUACAAAUAGUCCAUUUCUAGUAUGCAUGGAUUUGGCACUUUCUCAGAAAGAAGUAAUAGAUCCAAACUAUUUAUGGAUUGGACCCAAUGGAAAGACUCUAAAAGGACAAAGUUACGUCAAUCUCACUGAAACAGGAAAACUGAUGGUGAGAGGUUUUCAGGAGUCUAUGUCUGGAUCUUAUACUUGCACUCUUUCUUAUAAAACCAUCAACACUGACAUACAAGAAGAGAGAGAGAAAUUUAAGACAUAUAAAUUUAUGGUAUAUGCAUAUCGGGAGCCUGACUAUACAUACCAGAUAUCUGUUCGGUUUACUACAAAAGAGUGCAGACUAGCAGCUAAUGGUCAAUUCUUUGAAGAGCUGAAGAAAAUCUUGAAUGAUUUAAUCUCUGAUUUGACAUGUCAUGUUAUAGAACCAUCAUACAAAUGUCAUGUCAUCAAGAUACCAAAGCAUGGCCUCCUGGAUGAGCUAUUUGUUACUUUUCAAGUAAAUCCUUUUGCCCCAGGAUGGGAAGCAGUUUGCCAACAGAUUUCUUAUGACUGUGAAGAUGUAACCAACAGAAGAGUUCAGGAGGCAAGAGAUCUCAUUGAAGAAUUUUUCCGUAAACAAACAUAUGUUCUGAAGCACGAGUUUCGGAAUGUACCUGCAAUACAUUAUAUAGACCAUAGUUUUGAAGUUACUCGCAUUGACAGCUGUCGUCCAGGUUUUGGAAAAAAUGAUGACACCCACAAUGACUGCGCUAGUUGCUGUGUGGUUUGUGACCCUGGAACAUACAGUCCUAACAAUGAAGUGAGAUGUCAGAUUUGUACAAGCAUUCGAAUCAAACACUAUGGAGCAAAAUCUUGCUAAUAAACUUAAAAUAGAAAUUGGAAAACUGAA
This is a messenger RNA of Mauremys reevesii (Reeves's turtle), 1419 nucleotides long. RefSeq names its product zona pellucida binding protein 2 (gene ZPBP2). Lineage: Eukaryota; Metazoa; Chordata; Testudines; Geoemydidae. Bases 343 to 1389 code for a protein of 348 amino acids. Gene Ontology annotation, cellular component: zona pellucida receptor complex; acrosomal vesicle; extracellular region. Gene Ontology annotation, biological process: binding of sperm to zona pellucida; acrosome assembly. The record is from RefSeq and is a predicted model, not a curated record. The transcript has 8 exons.